CGGCGAUGGAGGCGCAGGGCGGGGACGGCGCCGAGCGGCUCUCGACUCCCGCCAUGCCGGCCGAGCGGGCUCGCAUCUCGCUGCACAAUUUCCACGGCCGCCUGGCCGAGCAGCUGGUGCACUUCCACGCCAUGCGCCUGAAGGACUCGCUCUUCCUUUGGAUCGGGGACGCACCCCAGUUCGGCAACCUGGCCGUGGCCAUGUGCACCCCCCGCGACUCCAUUCCAGCAUCUACCUUACUCACUGGGGAUGCCUCUGACACCACCUCCAUUUCCUUAGCCCAAAGAUUAGAUGGAAACACUCCGCUGAAAGUAAAAGCCUUUGAGGGCACCUUUCAGCAUUACUUUCUGUAACUCCCCAAGCCCAGAUGCACCACAAACAUCUUGUGAGUACAGUUGCCUUGCCCCACCAAAAUGAAAGACAGCUAUUCUGACCAUUUAUCUUUUGCUUCUUCUCUCUUGGAGGAAGGGUUGAGGCACAGCUGUGAUGUAUCCUGGCAGUGCCUCACCUCUCCCCUCCCUGCCUCUGAAGCGGUUGCUGUGUCAGGCAACACAGAGAGAAACACACUGGCUGCGAGGAUGAAGGACAACUGCAGUUCACUUUCCAGUCCUGACCCCAGACACGUUUCUGAGGUCCGAGUUGGGAUUCCAGCCUAUUUCGUGGCUGACCAGACAGUGUCUAGCAGCCACGGGAUUGUGCUCAAAAACAUUUUUAAUGUUGAAGGAUUCCUAGAGUAUAAGAUUUAUCAUUUACCCGGAUGCCAAUAAGGUGUCCAUCCCACAGUUGCUAAGCAGUUCCUAUAAAGAUCCUGUGGACGGUGAAUUGGGAAUACGUAUUUCAUUACUUCAUUUGCUGUUUAACAUCCUGUGUGUCUUUCCUAGAAGGUUGA
Varanus komodoensis (Komodo dragon) is the source of this 889-nucleotide messenger RNA. RefSeq names its product proteasome assembly chaperone 4 (gene PSMG4). Lineage: Eukaryota; Metazoa; Chordata; Lepidosauria; Squamata; Varanidae. Bases 6 to 353 code for a protein of 115 amino acids. The record is from RefSeq and is a predicted model, not a curated record. The transcript has 3 exons. Gene Ontology annotation, biological process: proteasome assembly.